This is a messenger RNA of Scomber scombrus (Atlantic mackerel), 3181 nucleotides long. It is a transcript of the gene c8h1orf53, whose product is annotated as chromosome 8 C1orf53 homolog. The record is from RefSeq and is a predicted model, not a curated record. The transcript is spliced from 3 exons. NCBI's taxonomy places the organism in Eukaryota, Metazoa, Chordata, Actinopteri, Scombriformes, Scombridae. The coding region runs from base 195 to 653 and encodes 152 amino acids.
GGCAGAAAGUAGACAUGCAACAUUGAUAAUAUUUGAUAGUAACCCACAUGCGAAUGUAAUCUGUCGUCACAGUGUUUAGUGAAGAAAUUGUCUAUUUAUCCAGAGUCUUGCACCUUUUCUUGCGUACAUUUGCAAGACGAGAAACAAUGUAAAAGUUUUCUCAUGUAGCAAGUUUUAAAGCUCUUACAUGCAGCAUGCUUCACCAACAUUACCAGCGUAAAGCACUGGUCAGCAGACUGAUUCUUCUUCAUGUCCACUUUAAAAAACGACUCAUAACAAUGUCAAUACCGGACUUAUCAGAGGAGAGCUCGAAUAAGCGAGUGAGAGGCAACAGUGUGUUACAGAUGAAAAAGGACAGGAGUGAAGCACCCCUCAAUGACGCGGUGACAAACAGCAGGGUGGCUGAAAACGACCCUGCUGCCAGAAAGUUUACAGAGGAAGAAAUGGCUAUUCACAGGAGCCAUAGAGAGGCUUGUGAGGCGAAGAAGCAGAUGUAUGUCGACCCUUCCAGUGGGUACAAGGUGUUCACAGAGUAUGCCCACCUUCAGAGAGGGAAAUGCUGUGGCAGCGCAUGCAGACAUUGUCCAUAUGGCCAAGUCAACGUGAAGGACCCUGCGAUGAAGAAACAGUUUAAUUCUCUAUUUUAUGUGUAGGCCUAACAAGCAAAAGGUAAUAUGCAAGAUACUGUUUAGAAUGGAGCCCACCACAUGUUGCUGUCUUCUGCUUGUCGUUAUUUGGACUACUUUGAGAGUCAUUUUUUAUCAGUGUACUAAAUGAUGAAAUAUGGGUAGUGUUUGUGCAAUACCUAUCUCCUCUGAAUUACAAUUCUUUGGAAAAACAUUUUCAUUCUCAUAAGACGGGGAAGGAGGGGAAAGGAUUUGUUCACUAGAAAUUCAUGUAAAAUAGUCUUUUAUCACAUUUUGUUUUGUUAUAUUUUUCUGAUAUUUUUAUUGAAUGUCCAAUGAAAUGCCUUGAGCUUCAUUUUUCGUCUCUCUUUAUGAGUAUUUAAUAUUUUGUGGUUUUCUGCUCUUCUGAUGCAUUUACAAGGGUUGUGGGAGUAUAGAGAUGAAGACUGAAAGUGCAUUUUAGAUCUUCGCCCUCAAGACAAAGGGCAUAUAAGCAAAAGUAACUGCAGAUAUAUUCAGAUGGAGUCUUGUGCUCUUUUGCUUUGCAUCUCUUGUUAUUUUUUUUCUCCCAAAUGUAUGACUGUAUGAAUAUUAGCAUCAUUUACACCCCACAACUGCUCGACUGAACUGUCUACCUUUGACUGAAAUAGGCUACUGUGUUGUUAAAAAUAAGCAGGGGCCAAGGGUCAGCCCUCACACUUGUGCUGCUUUUACACCACUUGAUGGAAUCAGGCUGUUAACAAACAUGCCAUGGACAUCAACAGCAGCCCUCCCCACCGGACUCGCAGCUCAGCCUCCUGGCAACACUUGGCUACAGCACAGCACCCUGCGGCUGCUCUCCUGAGCUGCAGCCUAAUGAACUCCUGGGCCCUCUUAUCCCAGCACUGCAAUAGAUCAGCUCAUGUUCAAGAGCAUGCAUAGAAGCACACAUGCAUAAGCAGACUUACUCCAUCACAACACCCUGUGGCUCCUAAUAGGCCAAUAUAGAAUAAAGGUUGCACUGAACAGCACACUUUGUAGCCCACAGUAUAGUACAACCUAAGGUCAAGCGCUCAUACUGCACUACCUGUGCGUGCAAGAGAUGUUGAGGAAAGAUGCGCCACUUGAUUUGUGAGUGCAUGUGGGUAGGCAGCGCGAUGCCUUCAGGCGCUGGCUCUGAACCUGCCACACACACUCGCCUGUCUCCGCCUGAUUGGGCAAACAGCGUCGGGAUGAGAGGAUGUGUCUGCCGCGGAAUUCUGUCGCAGCCGCCUACUGGCGUGGCCACAAUUUUCCACGGCAGGUGGGUCCCAAAGGCAAGUGCUUAGUGAUCGGAGCAAAGCCCUGUGAGCGGCUACAAGGAGAUUCAUGAUCCCAACAGUGCUGGGGAGGACAGGUUCUCGGGGACGCGUCGUCAGGCGGGAUGAGAGGCGAAGUUAUUUGGUGUUAUUCUAAACUGAGGCAGCGGAGCGUGCGGCAGCAACAUUUCUACAGCGGGACGGUGAAGGUGUCACACUCAUCAAGUACCUGGGCCCGCUUGCCUGCCGCGGCUCUGCGGGUUUUUGCCUAGGGACUUGUCUGUCACAUUAAAGUAGAUGCGUUGCCAUUCAGGGCCUCGGCGGUCCCGCAGCCUGACCAUGAAAUAGGCCAACUUUCAUGUCUGCCUCAUCCCUCCUCGUCUACCCAAUCCAGUGAUGGCACAGUUUGAAAUGUUUUGUUUUUUUCAUCAUGUUCUAGCUUAGCAGUUGGUGACUGAGACACAAACAGCACAACAAUCCCUUCUACAGAUUAAUGGGGAAAUGUAUUUGCAGAAAACAUUACAAAUCUACUCCUCCCUCUACAACCAGACUGGUCAAUCAUCACAUUUAAGUACAGAAACGUUGAGCUUUGUCUUACUGCAUUUUUUUAAUCACCCCCCCUAAAUGCUGAUUAUUUCCACAAUGUUAUGUUGCAGCAUUGAACCAAAAAGAAUGUGAUCCACCCAUUUCUUUCUUACUUGCUGCUCUGAAGUUGUUGUUUAAAAAAAAAAAACAUGCUUAGCUUUUAUUUAAUUACAGCUAAUUUAAUGUAUUUGCCAAGUUUAUAGCAUUAUUGUAACUUGCCUUAAUCAUGAUUGAAUUCACCUCAUCAAUUUUGGCUGUUAUACAACCCCCACCAUCCCAAAAAAAUAAAGCCCAGUCCAGUCUAAUUUAUUUUAUUAUUUGUUAUUUCUCAAUAUAUAGGGGAAAAUACACACAUGCACAUGUGCACUCAUACACACAUAUGCACAGCCAGUGGUAUCCCGUUGUGAAGAUGGGCUCCCAAGUUACUUUAGCCAACUAGACAUGUGAGGUGUUUAUUUCAGGCAUUUUGGACUGAACAUCUCUGACCUUCAGCUGAAGCAUAUGCUGUGCUGGAGCGGAGUGGCAGCUACAUAUCGUGUGCCUUUCUACAGGACGAUGGCACUAGCCGCAGAGAAAAAGGGAGCUGUCCAGUUUGGAACUGUGACCAGACAGGCUCUAGUCACAACCAGUUGACAGGCCAAGCAGCCCCCUCCUCCCUCAACCCACCCCCCCUCCUCUAUCUCAAACAGGCAC